AUGGCUUUCUUGAGGGUAAUAGAAUUAUUUGACUUAGUUCAGUUGGACAUGGACCUUGGAAACUAUGAGCGAUUCCUAGAAAUCAAGCUGACCCGUGAUAAUAAUAUUUCUACCGGAAUGAUUUACCAGCUUGUCCCUCACAUCACAGAUGCUAUCCAAGACUGGAUUAAGCGUGUAGCACAUAUACAUGCAGUUGAUGGAAAGUCAGGCCCUGCUGAGAUGUCUACAAUGAUCUUAUAUCCCAUUGAGUUCUUUUCUAGUGAUGCUGAGAAAUUUGCAGAAGAAUGUCCUUGCUGUACUGGUUGUAGAUCGGGUCGCAUCAUUUGGUCUGCUACUGUGCCUAUCUAUCUCAUUCAGAGGGCAAAACACUUCCUUUUAUUACUGUUGAAGAAGGGUUGA
Messenger RNA from Rosa chinensis, 399 nucleotides. RefSeq names its product CTP synthase-like. NCBI's taxonomy places the organism in Eukaryota, Viridiplantae, Streptophyta, Magnoliopsida, Rosales, Rosaceae. Gene Ontology annotation, biological process: CTP biosynthetic process; pyrimidine nucleobase biosynthetic process. Gene Ontology annotation, molecular function: identical protein binding; CTP synthase activity. The coding region runs from base 1 to 399 and encodes 132 amino acids. The transcript has 6 exons. The record is from RefSeq and is a predicted model, not a curated record.